AUGCCCUCCUCCUCCGCCUCCGCCCUUGGCCGCCUCCUCUCCAUCCAACCCACAAAACCGAACCCCCCAAACGCCAACCCCCGCUACACCGCAUCCGACUCCCCGCGCAGCAUCGGCAGCGGCUCCUGCGGCCGCAUCUACGCCGCCGACGACUCCUGCGUCGCACUGAAGGUCGCGCACUCUCCCUCGACGCCGGGGCAGCUCUGGAACGACUACGUCAUGCACACGCACAUCUGGGAAGCAGCCCAAAAGCUCCAGCUCGACGAAGUGCGCGUCCCGCAACCACGGUUCUACGUCCCCGGCGACGAAAACGCGGCCUGGUGGCAGCGACACGCGCACACGUUCGCCGUGCACAACGACCCGAGCGAGCACUUCGCCGAGGCCAGACCGGCUGCCGUCGACGACUGGUACGACCCCUACCGGAAACAGACCAUGAAGCGGCCGGGGAACAGGGAUUGCCUCGUGCGCGUGUACCUGGGUAGCCGCCGGCAGAGCGCGAAACGCUCUGAGCGGUUCUUCUCGCUGCGGAACCUGAAGCUGCACCUGAACCAGAUGGAAGAGCUCGGGAUGGACGCGGAGGUUCUGGCGGCGCAGGUGGCGGGCGCGCUGGCGACGAUGCAUUGGAAGGCGCGCGUCGAUGGGCGGGGGGUCGAGUUCGUGCUCGGCAGCGUCCCGCCGGGUAUGGCACGGUUGAAACCGCUUACUGCUGCUGAGCUGGAGGGGUUGGAGCCCGGGAGCGAUACCGAGCGUUUGGUGCAGAAGCGGGCGGCGGUCUGUUUGUGGCUGCUUGAUUUCGAUCAGUGCGGCAAUAUGAGCAUGGAUGAUAAGGGCGUCGAGCGGGCGGUUGAGGCGUUCUGUGGCAAUGAGCCGUACUAUCCGCGUCCUGUGGUGGUGGUGGUGGAUGGUGAAGACGGAGGAGACGGUAAGGAUGCGCGGCUGUGGAAAGGGUUCCGUGCCAGGUAUCUGGAGAUAUCGGACCGCAUUCUGUCUGGGACCGCUCUUCCGAGGUACCUUCCGCGCUUGAUGCUGGAGAGCAUUGAAGCUCAUUACCGAGAAGAGGCGAGACUCAGAAGUGCGGAGGCUGAGAUUCGUUGA
Lasiodiplodia theobromae is the source of this 1095-nucleotide messenger RNA. Its product is annotated as Exodeoxyribonuclease iii xth. The record is from RefSeq and is a predicted model, not a curated record. The coding region runs from base 1 to 1095 and encodes 364 amino acids. The transcript has 2 exons. Lineage: Eukaryota; Fungi; Ascomycota; Dothideomycetes; Botryosphaeriales; Botryosphaeriaceae.